CCGCCAAGUGCGUUUGAGCUACGAACAGCGUUGCCGUACGGCCCAAUGCCAGCUGAUUUUCAACUAGUUUUCAUUACCAAACGCAAAAGCGAAAAGAAUGUCGAAAUUCCUGUCCCAAACGGUGUUGAAUACGCUCCGCAACACGCGCAUCGGCCCGCGCCAGCUGGUGCGCAGCUUUGCGGGCAUCGCCUCCACGCGUAACAACCCGGACCCGGCAAAUCCGAAUGCCCAGGCUCUGGGACGCGGCCUCCUGCAGAGGCAGCUGCCGCCGGCGGGCAGGAGGAGCAUGUUCAUCCAGACGCAGGACACCCCCAACCCGGACAGCCUGAAGUUCCUGCCCGGCGUGGACGUCCUGGGGAAGGGCAACACCUACGACUUCCCCAACGGCACCACAGCGCACAGCAGUCCCCUGGCCAAACUGCUGUUCCGCGUAGAAGGCGUGCGAGGCGUGUUCUUCGGUGCCGACUUCGUCACCAUCUCGAAGCAGGAGGGUGCCGAGUGGAGCCUAAUCAAGCCUGAGGUGUUCGCCGUCAUAAUGGACUUCUUUGCUAGUGGCUUGCCCGUCCUCCAGAACGCCGAGCCCAACGCGGACACCGAGAUCCUCGAGGACGACGAUGAGACGGUGAUGAUGAUCAAGGAGCUGCUGGACACGCGCAUCCGCCCCACCGUGCAGGAGGAUGGCGGCGACAUCGUCUUCAUGGGCUACGAGGCUGGCGUCGUCAAGCUCAAGAUGCAGGGAUCCUGCUCCUCCUGCCCCAGCUCCAUUGUCACCCUGAAGAACGGCGUGCAGAACAUGCUGCAGUUCUACAUACCGGAGGUGGAGUCCGUGGAGCAGGUCUUCGACGACGCGGACCGCAUGGCCGACAGCGAGUUCGAGCGCUUUGAGAAGAACCUCAAGACGCUCAAGCAGCAGGAGCCAACUAGCGGCGGUCCCAACUAGGAGGACCGAUCCUGUUUCCCCGUUUGCGUUGCUGAUUCUCUAGUGAACCCGAUAGUUGUACGCAUACAUUACAUGUAGUUGAUUGUUUAAAUAAAUUUACGGCUUUAAGCUUUACUGGUAAAGUACACAAUAA
Molecule: messenger RNA, 1073 nt
Organism: Drosophila biarmipes
Lineage: Eukaryota; Metazoa; Arthropoda; Insecta; Diptera; Drosophilidae
Product: NFU1 iron-sulfur cluster scaffold homolog, mitochondrial
Exons: 3
Coding region: 98-940 (280 amino acids)
Biological process (GO): iron-sulfur cluster assembly
Cellular component (GO): mitochondrion
Molecular function (GO): iron ion binding; iron-sulfur cluster binding
Source: RefSeq, a predicted model, not a curated record